AGCUACAUACCAUUGUGCCUGUAAAGAAAGGACAAGCAAGAACACAAAGGCAUCAAAUUAUAAAACAUAGAUAAAAUAGCGAGAAUCAAAUUCACAAUUUUCUGGGCAUCUUCAGUUCAGAUUUCAUCAGGAGACACAAUUACCAAUCUCUGAAACACCUCAAUCGUCUUAAUGGAAAGCACAUCAUCUAAGAUAAAGGUUUUAAAGCCAGUGAUCCUCAAAGCAGGUGUUCCUUUGGCUGUAUCUUUCGCUGGCUUCAUCUAUGCCUGGAUACUGUCAAAGAAAAGUCCAUCUAAGGUCUUUUCUUCACCAGAAACUAGAGUAAAUUCCUCAGAAAAUGAUUCUCAGCAAGGGAUUAUACGUGAAGAAAGUUUUCAUAGCCUUGCUUCUAUGGAAGAUGAAGUGCCUACACCUGAAGAUACCAGGGUUCUUCCAGGAAGCUCCGUUCUUCAUGACAACCCGUGUUUUGAACAAGAGAUUAAUGGCCUGCGAAGCCGGAUUGAAGAUCUGCAAUUGAGAGAGUUGGUGUUACGGUUGCAAUUUGACCAUUUUUGUGAUUUGAAAGAGCAAGAGUCUCUGCUUAUGGAAAUCAAGAAUUUGCUGUCCUUGGAGAGUGCUCGCGUUGAUUUCUAUGAUAGGGAGAUUUCGUCAAUGGAGGCAGAGAAUAAGAGGUUGGAGGCAUUCGUUGCUCAAUAUCUGGACAUUAUUGAACAGCUUGAGCGUUGGAAAUCAGAGAAUAGAUUACUUCGGAGGAAGGUCAAGAAGCUGCUGAGAAAAUCAGAAGCACAAUCUCGCCUCAUUCACGAGCAAACUAUGAUUAUCAAGGCAAAAGAAACAGAAAGGAUCAGAAUCGGCGAUGCCUUGCGGACAAAAAUUAAUGUCAUCAAUAAAUCGGUGGAUGAAAUCAACGGGAUGCAAAGGAUUUUGCACGAAUUACAGAAAGAGAAGAAAGAACUCCUGAUGAAGCUUGAAACAGCAAAAGAAUCAUCUGCGUCUAAGAAUGAAGCAGAAAAUCCAAGUGAGAAAGAGUACACGCACCUUCUGAAGGAGUUGGAGCAGCAGAAGAAGGGAAGAGCAGGUGAAGUGAAGGAGCUGAUUUACUUGCGGUGGAACAAUGCAUGCCUGAGGCACGAGCUGAUUAGGUUGCAUGAGCAACGACAUCAAGAUCGGAGGCAGAUGGGAGACCACGUAGAACUGGAAUUUGAAGGAAACGGUCAAAUGAUUCAAUAUGAGUCAGAGCAAGAAUUAGAAGAAUCUCCUUUGGAGCAUCAAGUCGCGCCUGGCAAUGGCGCUGCUCGAAGCGAUGAUGGAGCAGGUGGGGGUUGCUCCAGGAGGAGAAAAUUGAUCAAGAGGCUCAAGAGGUGGGUGGAAGGCAGCGAAAAGGCCAAGUUGAAGGCAGAAGAGAAAGGCAGGCAUUUUGCUUCGUAUGGAACAGAGGAACCUUCGGUUCCGGCGAGAAGGUCUUGCUCCAGUGCGUAACCCAGACGAGCCUAAAGCCAACAAACUGACACUCCGCCCCGAAAAAUGUGAUUCUGCACUUGCUUGUUGCGUCAGGAAGGCUUCUGAUUUCGAGGUUUUCUAUAUUUCCUCCGCAGAGACUUCAAUUUCCACUUUCCAAUUCAAAAGAAUAAUCAAUAUAUCGGAGCCGGUUUUGCUCCUUCGCGUUUCUGCUCCUCCUUUUCUUCUCUGCACCCAGAAGCGAAGCUGAAUCGAUAAU
This is a messenger RNA of Prosopis cineraria, 1717 nucleotides long. RefSeq names its product protein CHUP1, chloroplastic. Gene Ontology annotation, cellular component: chloroplast outer membrane. NCBI's taxonomy places the organism in Eukaryota, Viridiplantae, Streptophyta, Magnoliopsida, Fabales, Fabaceae. Gene Ontology annotation, biological process: chloroplast organization. Bases 172 to 1479 code for a protein of 435 amino acids. The record is from RefSeq and is a predicted model, not a curated record. The transcript is spliced from 2 exons.